ACUCUAGGCCCCGGCCCCCUCUCCGAUCAGCGAUGCGCAUCCACCAAUCCCUCCUCCUCCCCCUCCUCCUCGCCCCCCUAGCCGCCGCCUGGGACGCCCCACAGUACGGGGGCUACACCCGCGUGUGGCAAGCCAACUUCCCCUACGCGGCGGGGACGCCGCCGGACGCGGGCAACUGGAACAUCGUCACGGGCGACCUGGGCGUCAACGCCGAGCUGGAGACGUACACGUCGUCGCCGCGCAACGUGCAGUGCAGCGGCGGCGGCACCCUGCAGCUGGUGCCCUGGCGCGACGCCUACGCGCGGUCCGGCUGGACGUCUGGCCGCGUCGAGAGCCGCUACACCUUCGCGCCCGCCCCCGGCCGCCUCACCGUCGCCGAGGCGCAGAUCCGGUUCGGCGACGCCGACCCGAGCCGCAAGAGGGGCAUCUGGCCGGCCUUCUGGAUGCUGGGCGACUCGAUCCGGCACGGCACGGCCUGGCCGGCGUGCGGCGAGCUGGACGUCAUGGAGACGGUCAACGGGCAGCUGACGGGGUACGGGACGGCGCACUGCGACGUGUACCCGGGCGGCAUCUGCAACGAGGGCAAUGGCAUCGGCGGCAGCGUCGGCAUCCCCGACCAGUCGUGGCACACGUGGCGCGUCGUCUUCGACCGCACCGCCGCGCCCAACUGGCGGGCCGAGUCGGUCACCUGGUACAUGGACGGGAGGCAGUUCCACCAGGUCACGGGGAGCCGCAUCGGCAACGAGGGCGUGUGGAAAGCGCUGUGUCACAGCCCGCUGUACUUCAUCUUGAACGUCGCUGUUGGUGGGAACUGGCCCGGCUAUCCCGACGGCAACACCAUUGACGGGUAUGGCAGUAUGAUGGAGGUCGGAUAUGUCGCUCACUACCAGUCCAACUAGGACUGCUUCUCUGUCACAUAUGAUCCUUGUCCCUUUCUGUUGUAUAUACUUUGCUGUCGAUGUAUAUAGCGGCCUCUGAUUCUGGAUGACCGGUUUCUGAACAUGACCGAUUUUCACCUUGCCACUGCCAAAGUUGUGGAGUCAAGGGGAUAUCGUUAGCUAAGAAAUUACAGCAACCACUCG
This is a messenger RNA of Phialemonium atrogriseum, 1082 nucleotides long. RefSeq names its product secreted glucosidase. The transcript is spliced from 2 exons. NCBI's taxonomy places the organism in Eukaryota, Fungi, Ascomycota, Sordariomycetes, Cephalothecales, Cephalothecaceae. Gene Ontology annotation, molecular function: hydrolase activity, hydrolyzing O-glycosyl compounds. The coding region runs from base 33 to 899 and encodes 288 amino acids. The record is from RefSeq and is a predicted model, not a curated record. Gene Ontology annotation, biological process: carbohydrate metabolic process.